Molecule: messenger RNA, 1311 nt
Organism: Symbiodinium sp. CCMP2456
Lineage: Eukaryota; Dinophyceae; Suessiales; Symbiodiniaceae
Source: the annotation of a GenBank genome assembly
AUGCUAGCAGCAGGAACGCAGGUGCGGUGCAACUGGCUUGACCCGUCGAUGGAGGGCGGGCCCGAGCCGACAGAAUCGGCUGCCAAAAAGGCCAAAAUCGAUUCGGAGAAUGAGCAGGCGGCCUUCGCGCAGCUUCUAGCUGCCGCGAAAACCUGCGAGCGAUUUCAAGUCAAAGGCCCCCCCUGGGUUGGCUGGGUUGGGGGAUCUCCCGAAGUGCCGGAGCGCCAUGGAGCGAUCCUAAGGGCAGUCUCAGAGUCUCUGAUGAAUCGAUUGGUGGUGCUGCGUGUUGACAACUUCCCUGGCUCCGGAGAUCCUGUGUUUGGCACCAGGCACGAGCUUCGAAGGAGCUUCCGGGCCCCGGAUUUCUUUGGGAAGCUCACAGCAGGCUUCAAGGGCACCUCUGGCUGCCUCAAGAAGGUGACUCUGCAAGGCGGCUUCCACUCAGCUUCGUCAGUUUGCAACUUCCUGCAUGUAGUCAAGCCGCAGCUCGAAUCCUUCCGCUGCCGGGGAUGCCUCUUUCAUGGCCGGAACUUCGAGAUGCUAGUAAAGGCCUUGAGCAGCGCAAGCCAGCGAAGUCUCCUCGAGUUUGAGACAGAUGCAGCCAUCGGCGGCAAGGAUCCCGUUGGACUUUUGGCAGACUCUUUCCCAAACCUCAGGAUGCUUCGAGUCAAGUACAUGUUUGGAGAGGCGGACCACCUCCAAGCCUUGAGCCGACUGACGCAACUUCGCAGGAAACAGUGUGUUCUUCCAAAGGACGACUUCCGACUGUGUGGGCGCCCGGCCGUUGACCCUGAGAAAGGCAUCGUCUAUUGGUUUAUCACUUCCGAGCACCACGACGACGACUACAGAGGAGAGGGCCUGUGGUGGGACGAGCUUGAUAACACAAUGGAGUGCAGUGAGAUGUGGUACGUCGGAAAGGGCGUAACCAAGGAGAAGUGCCUGGACUUCAUGAAAGACUGCGGCAUCGAGCUGGACGACAACUUAACCGACGAGGAAUGCGGCCUGCAGGAUAAUGAGCUGCAGGGUGAUGUCGACUCGGAGGUUGACCAGGACACAAUCGCCGUGCAGCUAGAAAUCGACGACUCUGCGGGCUCCACCGGCAAUUUGGCGAUCAAGGCACUUACGAUGGAUGGUCGCGAGUUCGCACAAGUGACGUUGGAUGCAAACAAGACACUCGUGCGCACACUUGUCGAUGAGUUAGCCUCAAAGUAUCCCUGCUCGCCCCUCGCGAUGCGCCUGGUGCUGCCAAGUGGCACCUGCAUCGAUGCUCUCGAAACUGCCGGCAAGCUUUUAGCGGCGGCUCUGGUAUGA